Glossina fuscipes is the source of this 1853-nucleotide messenger RNA. Its product is annotated as carbonic anhydrase-like. The transcript has 7 exons. Gene Ontology annotation, molecular function: carbonate dehydratase activity; zinc ion binding. Gene Ontology annotation, cellular component: cytoplasm. Lineage: Eukaryota; Metazoa; Arthropoda; Insecta; Diptera; Glossinidae. Bases 413 to 1546 code for a protein of 377 amino acids. The record is from RefSeq and is a predicted model, not a curated record.
AUUGCGUGAUUUUAGUUCCUAUUAUGUCAACAACUAAUUAGUAUUUUCUUUUUAACAUUUGUUGCACAAACUUGACCGUGAACUUGGAUUUUAAUUUAUUGAUUAUUUUUUUAAUGUUUGAACGUUUAUGUGAUUCAAAAUUUUUACAAUAUUAUCAAAAAAAUUUAAGUUAACAAAAAAAUUUAUUUUUUAGUUAAAAUAGUAUUUCAUAACUAAUAGUAUUUAAGACAAGGUUAUUUUAUUGGUCAACAACAUGACUUAUGUUUGUUUGUUAGCCAAAUAAGAUUGCCUAUAUAAUAAAAUAUUUCAUGUAGUUUAUAAUUAUUGAAAAUAAUAAUAAGUUUAAGAGAUUUCUACAUUUAUUGCAUAUCACUUGCUCUAUAUUUAACAAACCAUCUGCAACCAUUUUGAUAUGGACAAUAAAAUAGUUUACCGGUUUGAUUUAAUCUUUGGUUUUUGUCCGAAUUUGAAAAACGUCAAAAUGGUCGAGUGUUCGUUAUGUUCGUUGAUGAGUUUUUUCGGUAGCAGUUUGUAUAAUAUUGUCUCAACCGCUUUGGAAUAUCCAAUCGUGGUAUUUCUGUUGAGUCUAACUAUAGCAGCCAUAAUCAUAUCAAAUGUUCAAACGGCUCGAAUGAUUUGUGAUUUCGGUAAUGCGGCUAAAAACAAUUUCAAUAUAACGCCAAGGCCCAGUAGUAGUAAUAGCCUUGGCAACUUAGGUAAUAACUUUGACUAUGGUGCCGAUAGGGGUCCUCACACUUGGCGUUGCUCGGAAUCAAAUCAGUCUCCCAUAAAUAUAAUUGAUGAAUAUGUACAAAAAUUUCCCAUACGUGAGUUACUAACCUGGAAUCAUUAUGAUGAUUUGCCGGCUGCUGUAAUAAUUGAAAAUAAUGGGCACACUGUUGUUUUGCGUGCCUGCUUUUCGGGCAAUACACCCACUUUAAACGGCGCGGAUUUAUUAGCCAGCUAUACUUUUGUAGAACUAUGUUUUCGUUGGAGCGCACUUAAUAGUGAAGGUUCAGAGCACAUGGUCAACUAUCGCAAAUUUCCAUUAGAAUUACAAGCCAUGCAUCGUACCGGUCCGUCGGGUGAUUGUACCUCAAGUUAUGAUAUAUUAAUUGUUGCCUAUUUUUUUGAGAUCUCCGCUAGUAAUCUUUAUUUGGAUCCAGUUAUUCAGCAUUUGCAUCGCAUACAAAGACCUGGCGCAAAAAUUGAAAUUCAACCCUUUCCUCUUACUUAUUUGUGUCAUCAAUUUCGUACUGGAUUUUAUAGCUAUGGUGGUUCCUUAACUGAACCACCUUGCUAUCAAGGGGCCGAAUGGUUUAUAUUCCCUGAACCAUUAGCUAUAAGUGAACGUCAACUUUAUGAAUUCCGUCAAAUAUUGUGCUCUGAUGGUAAAACACGCAUCGUACGCAAUGCACGACCCGUGCAAUCUAUUAGUCGUUCUCGUGUCGUAAAUCUAAAUCAAUACAAUCCAAUAGGUGCUUGCAAUAUGCCUGAGUCAAGUGUUUGUGAGGAAAAUUGUGCAGGGGAUGAAUUCAUGGAUUAAGAAAAAGCAACGCCAAAAGAGAAGAAAAAAACAAAAAAUAUAUAUUAAAGAACAAAAAAAAAACGAACAAAAUAGUAAAUAAUAUACGAUCGUAAUGCCUUCCACCACACCUUUCUCAACAGGGAUUCACCGGCAUAUGCUAUAUAUUUUAUUUAAUUAAACACAGUCUAUUGAAGGUCUUAUUUUAUCCGGUACUACUACAACAUGCUUUAAUGCUUGGAGAUUCUUCUUGUCUGCUCACGCAGCCCUAUUAGUUGAAUUUCGGACUCAGUUUUUCCGUUAACGUUUGACAUAAAAGUCGCCAUCA